GUUAUGGUCACGUGAUCACAGUCUCCGCCAUCAUGGAGCUACAAUUUCUAACUGGGCGUCGAACCUGUUUACUGUUUGUCACCGUAGUCUGAGCUGUAAGACCUGUUCUGUAUCGCUCCUACACAGGAUUAGGUUCGUCCUUCCUGCUAUAAAAAGGUCUGAACCAUACAGUACGUUUGUAGAAUGGUGGGUGAGUGUCGAAUCCCAGGCCACAUCACUGGUCUGUAUAUUUUUGCAGUCCUCAACCUUAUGGUCAUGUUCCAUAGCCUUGUGAAUGCUGAAGUGAGUGUGAUUGAUAUGAAGACCAACCAAACUAUUUCAAGUUUUGCUGACCGUCAGGCUGACUUUGGAUCUGACUUUCCAGAUGAAGGAUUGAUUGGACAUCUGUUUUAUGUGAUACCACGCGAGGCAUGUGGCAAGGAUGUGAGUCCUCCUCCAAAAGAUAGAAAUUAUCUCUGGAUUGCCCUUAUAGCUCGAGGAGGCUGCGAAUUUGCUGAAAAGGUACUUAAUGUACAGGAAAAGACAUACUCAGCUGCUAUUAUACAUAAUUUUCAAGGAAAUGAUACAUUGGAUGAUAUGACCAGUGAUCCGAAAUAUGGGACUCGAGUCCAGAUCCCCUCAGUUUUUAUUGGCUACCAUGAUGCCAUGCACCUGUAUUCCAACUAUAGCUAUAAUUUCACCAGAACUGUUCUUAUCAGGAUCAAGGAAAAUUAUGACUAUGACUUUCGUGCCUACCUAUGGCCUUUUGCAGUUGUUGUGGGAACUUGUUUUGCAUUAAUGGCAAUCUUUAUGUUAUUGCGCUGGGCCAGAGACAUGCGUCGCCGCAGUCGUUCUCGGCUGUCAGCAAAACAUUUGAAGAAGAUACCUGUUAAGAAAUAUAAGAAGGGUGAUCAUUAUGAUGUUUGUGCCAUCUGCCUUGAGGACUAUGAGGAAGGGGAGAAGCUCAGGGUGCUACCCUGCGGUCACACCUUCCAUUGCAAAUGUGUUGACCCUUGGCUGACCAAGCGAAAAAAGACGUGCCCCUGCUGCAAGCGCCGUGUUAUUCCUGGUCGUGACAGAGAAGAGUCUGGGAGUGAGUCGGAGAAUGAAAAUGAUGGUGAUUCACCUGGGGAGACUACUCCUUUGCUAGCAGGUGGAAGUGGCCAGCCUAGCACAUCUGGUGGAUCUACCUUUGAACAUUCAGCUCCUCCAGUGCUGGUCCACACAGAGGUGAUUAGUGAAACCCAAGAUGAGGCUCAGGACAGCUCUCUGGAAUCUUUGGAUGGUGCAGGAGCUUUAGAGGAUGUGUCUUCAGAAGAGGCUGUUACGGACAGCCAGCCCACAGUUGCUGAAGUUGACUCUGGCAGCAAGAUGGAUGCUUCCUGUGAGAGAGUGCAGCUGGCCAGGGCAGAGGGGUCUAUCAAUGCUGGAUUUUCUUCCAGUGAAGAUGAUACAUCAGUGAAGGAGAAGGGCAGGAAGAAGCGUAACAGUAACCAAGUAGUUUAAGGUGAUCUUCACAAAAUUUGUGGUUGAUAAGUUGUCACCACAUUGAAAAGAAAUUUCCUUUAAAUGUGGGAGUCUAAUAAAGUGGAGAUGGUGUUGAUUAAUGGGGUGUGAAUAGAGAAAUUACUCCUGUUAGAAAAGUAUAGUUAAGUCCCCCCGCCCCUUCCCAAAGUUUUGUGAUAUUUCACUAAGGUAGGAGGAGUGUAAGUCUUGUGCCAAUCUUGUAAAUUAUAUAGAGCAUUGAACAUAGUCUGCAUUUUAAGAAUUUUUAUGCUGUGUGUGUUUUUUUAUGUAUGUGUGGGAGGUGGGGUGGAGUGGGGUGAGUGAGAGAAAAAAAAUGAUAAUAAAAAUAGAUGAUUUUUUUUUAUUGAGCACCUUAUCCCACAAACAGGUGGAUUCAAGGCACUUACAUAAAGUUGCAUGAGCACACAUCAGUAAGCAUCAAAUACCUCUUACAAGUUGAUUCUUCAUCAUUUGUAAUUACUUGGUUUUUCUCUCUCUCACUGGCUCAGUGUUAAACACCAAUUCUGUUCGCUCCCACCAGUCACAGGUGUGUGUGUGAAUGGUGCGUGUACAUGCGCUGCAUAUGUGUGUGCAUUUUUGAGGGGUGAUGGGGAAGACCACAUGAGUGUGUUCCUUUUGCAAAUGUCUGUGUAUGUGUGUAGUUACAUGAUACCAACUGAUGUAUUUGGGAAAAUACAGUGUUGCUUUGAAAGGCAAGAGAUAUAAAAUGUUUAUAAGGAACAUGCUAUUUCCAGUUUAUAGUGCUACAAAAGGGUUGGUUAUUGUUUAUCUGAUUUUUAGUCAGUGCAAACACAAAAAAGCUUGGCACUGAUGAGCUUAAAGCACUUAUUUUACAGUGUGUCAUGUGCAUCAAACUGCUUUGGAAACCAUUUGUUACUUUAGUUGACUAACGUGAUUGUGAGAACUUAAUGGUGUCCUGUAUGUUGAAAAGUGCACUUUGGGUGACUUAUUCUGUCCUUGUUUUUGAAGAGAGUCUAAUUCCUGCAUUUUAUUUGUGUACCUCUUUGUACUUGUAUUUUGUCUUUGUGAAACGUUCAGAGAAGGUAAAUGCUGUGUGUUUUCUCCUUCAUCCCUCACAUUAUUUUGAAUUCAAAAGUUGCUCUAGUGAGCAAACUGGGGUGUUUUCAUAACAGUAUUUCAACCGAGUGUUUGGCACAGAUGACGAAGAGAAAGGUCCUGUGGAUUUGAAUGCAAGUGUGAGCAUGAAUGUGUGUUCCCAUCCCCCAACUGGUACCAGUCAAGGAACAAGGGACUGAUGAAUGGGAGGACAUAUGAAAUAUAAACUGAAUUACUGUUUGUUGAACUGAACUUUUUUUUGAAUGAAAAAUAAUUGAUUAUAAGGUAUUAUUAGGAUAUCAAUGUUGUUGCCCCGGUUAUGUACAGCUGUAUGAUACAGUGCAAAACUGUACUGCAUUAGAAGCAUGGAAAAAGUUUUUGUGAGCAUAUUUGUCCAGAUUAAGGUGUUUUGCCAAUAAAAGGAGGAUUAAUUCAGGAAAGUGUUUUUCAGGGCACUAAAUAAUAGAUUUACACAUUUUGCCUAGAACUGCUGCACCUCCCAUGGCUGUCACUUGUGCUCUAGUAUUCUGUUGGUUUUUUUUUUUUGUGGACUGUUUGGAAAAGGGCAUUCUUUAAGAAAAGAAGUGAUAAUGGUUGACCCUGUGAUUCUGUAUUGCUGAUGAAGUCAGCCAAAUGGCUUGCUAUGUUCAGUUCUGCUGAAAACCAAAACAGGGUUAGGCCUUGCAGAGAUUUUUAUUUUGCUACUUAGUGUGUCUCUUCAGUGUAUGUGCAUAUGUAUGCUUGAACCGAGUAUUGUAUUUCUUUGUUGAUUCUGUGACGCAGAGAUAAGAUACUAAUGUAUUUGAGUGUUUGGUAGAGUUCGUGUUCAUUCCUACGCCUCUAUUUUACUUCCCAUGAAUUCUUGCUCCAGUUAUGGCAUGUAGUGUUUGGGUCUUUUAAAUUUAUCUGCAUGUCAUCUUAAUGCUUUGCAAUUUCUGAGUCUCGAUUUUAUUUCCAAGCAUGUCUGAGGCUUGGGAUAAGCAUAUAAAUGUUUCUAAAGCGGCAUUGUGUAAUUUAAGAUUUGCCCAACCAUUCCUCUCCUUUUGUGAUGUGAUGUUUAAAAAAAAACAUUCUGUGUAGAUUAAGUACGACACCUUAUAUUUUUUAUGCCAGUUUGAUUAUGAUGAAUUAGUUUUCUUUCAAACUGCAUUUACUCGAGAUUUUUGUGGCAUUAAAUGCUAUUAAUUGGCCAUAAAAUUAAUUGUACAGCGGUAGAAGUUUUAAUGCAUUUUUUUUCACAGGAGUUUCACAUUGUUAACACUCUGUCACCAACUAAAUGGUUGUGGAACUGUGUAAUGAUUUGUGUAUGGUAAUUUAAGCGUGUCCUUAAAAAUACCGAACAUUAUUACCUCUGAGGGCUCAUUAACAUUCAGCAUUUUUAUGCAGAUAUUCAUUUUCAGAUGGGAAGCCUUCACUGAAGAUGUUAUUCAGUGAAUUUCUUGUUUAACGUAGUCUUAUUUCUUCAUUCUAUAUAUGACACCAUUCUUAAAUGUUUGUAGAUCUUGCAGCAUAAGCAUUUUUUUGGGUUGGAUUCAUUUUUGAUUCUGAUAUGAAUCCUACAUUUCUUGUCUUCCUUGUCAGGCAUGGAAACAAAUGUUGCUUGUGAGUGAUGCACUCUCUUUCUCAUCCACACUACACCCACAUUCCCUCUCUCCCCACACAUUAAUUUCAUUAAACCGCACUCAUAGUUUCUUGAUGUUUGGAAACAAAGGGUGUCUGAACCUAUGAAUCAUUCUCUCUCCUAUGUUAGUCAAAAUUGACCAUGAUCAUUGAUUUGAAGGGGCUUUAGUUAAAUCAGCUUUGCACUCGUUUUUGAUUUUUUUCCCACUUUUUAUUUUGGCCUAUGUGUAAGCAAAUGUCUUAAGUAGGUGUAUUUGAUAUAAAUGUAGUUGCAUUUGAAAUAGAUGUAGUUGCAUGUAAAAAUGGCUUAGUUAUGUUAAGCAGGAUUUUUUUAAAGAAAAAGCCUGCUGACAGACAUAGGGUGCAAGGUAUUGUAAAAGAUUUUGUUGUUAUUUAAACUAGGAUAUAGAACUGUGAAUCUUAUUCUUUGUUUCCUGUUGUCUAAGUGUCAAAAGAUUCUACUUAAGGGAUAACACCAUUAUUUUAUGUGUCUUGUACAUUUUAUUACCAUAGAAUCUCACUAAAAUUAAGGGGGAUAAAAGGCUGCCAUGCACAGAAUGAGAAAGUAUAAUUUGAAGUUACUUGCAGAUGUUCUCUUUUAGACAUUAAGACUUAACUGAAUUUUUAGGUGUAAGUAUUUGAGACAUUUUAAUUAAAGAUAUUUUAAUUGAUUGACUGAACUCUGUAGAUUGUUUUUUAAAACAAGACAAAUUUUGUUUAUUUUUGUAUGACUGAGCAUCAUGUCACAGAGUACUGUAUUGGAUAUGCCUAGUUUUAGCACUAGUUAUCAAAAUACAUUCCUUCACUUCUCAACCUUAAGACACUUUGCUUUUGUUUGUGCUGCCUGUGAUGCAUAUUCACAUUAAAACUCUUGAGUUGUACUUUUUAUUGCACGAACUGUUCAUCAACAAACCUAGAUUUUUUAAAAAGGCUGCAUGAUCCUUAAUCUGGGAUUUUGUGCUUUUGUGUGAUGUAAGUGAAGCAAGUAUUUCAUCUCAUCUUUCUUUGUUUUGUUUCUCUAGUGUCAGAAGUAGCAGUUGAAGCUUAUCUUUAAAACUGCUCAGUAAUCAGAUAGGAUCCAGUGGUUACCUCUGUCUCUAAAAAUAUUUUGUUUGCACAUUUUAUGCACCUUUUUUUCUGUAUUGUUGUGAUAGUUCUGUUGAUAACAGAAGGAAUUUAAAGAAAAUUUUAGUUCUUUUUAUUUCUUAAUGUAAAUUGUGUUUGAGAGAGCAAGAGAGAGGAGAAAAUGGGAAUAUUGUACAAUUGAGUAUAAUUGAUAAUGUUUAUUUUGUACAAGCAGAUUAAAUACAAUAUUUCUGGCCCUGUCUUGAUGGUAUUAUUAUGAACAGUGGCAUCAAAACAGGCCUGUCAUGAUGCAUUACAACUGGUGCCAGGAUCUUUACUGUGGUGUUGGCUAUUGUAAAAAAUCUUUUAAAGAAUUUGCUAUUAGAAAUUGAAUGUUUUGCCCCAUAUUUCCAUGACCGAUAGUUCCAGCAACAUAAUUCUUAUUUUUUUCCUGUAGUCCAAGGUGAUGAAGUUCUUGUUCUUCAGUGAUCUACACCAAAAGAUUAUUACAGAAUAAUCCAUAAACAUGUACAGUCUUCCAUUAUAGCUGGAUUUCACUAGAAUCACUCGUUGUGAAGUGAUAGUUUGAAUAAGCAAUAUGAAUAUUAUAUUGUGGCUUGUAUUCUAUUCAUCACUAUUUGUCUACUAAGAAGGAUUUUCAUUUUCAACGAAAUCAUGCAGAAUCUUUCAAAAAUUCACAGACUUAUGUAAGAUCAAAAUUAUCUAGAAACUACAAAAAUAUAAGGUGGGUGGCAUGAUCACAAAAACUCCUUUGAACAGUUCACCUGCAUGUGUAGUAAGUGCUUUUGUGAUCUUUGUGCUUGUGAAACAUCAGGAUUAAUUACCUACUGUAGAUAAUGGUAACUGUAAGUUCCCUAUAUCAAUGUUGUGUAAAUUUUCGGCAUUCUCAGUUCAUGAAAUUCCCACAUACGUUGGUUGAAAAUCAAGAUUCUGUUAUAUCUUUACAGUUUAUUUUUUAAUGUUUGUAGGAAUGCUAGUUUUUGGUUUGUAACAUUUUAGGGUUUAAGAUGAACCCGAAAGCCCAGAUAGCUGUCACAAAACAAUUUGUUGGAUUUGCCUGACAGGGUCACUUUGAAAGUGCUACAAAUUUUUAAUAAAACACUGACAUGCUCCUGUAACCAUGAAACCGUAAAGUGCCGUUUUGUUAAAGUCAUGCAUGUCAAUAAAAGUUUUAUGAGUAACAUUAA
Pomacea canaliculata is the source of this 6455-nucleotide messenger RNA. Its product is annotated as E3 ubiquitin-protein ligase RNF13-like. Gene Ontology annotation, cellular component: nucleoplasm; cytoplasm. Bases 184 to 1485 code for a protein of 433 amino acids. The record is from RefSeq and is a predicted model, not a curated record. The transcript has 12 exons. Lineage: Eukaryota; Metazoa; Mollusca; Gastropoda; Architaenioglossa; Ampullariidae.